AUGAAUGCCGGGAAUACAAAAAGCCUUACUGAUAUCUUAUACGCUCAGAAACCAGAGAAGCUGUUGCCACAAGUUCUGGAGUCCUCCUACGAAAUCCCAGCCUACAAGUCUAUCGUGCUGUUGGUUACUCCAGGUCUGGCACAUUUCAUGGACCGUGAGCUCUUCCUUCGACCUCUUCUCGAGACUUUGCACGGCAGACUUCUAUCUGGACCCCGGAUGCGGACAGUCAGAACAAUCGCUGCUGUGGUCGAUGCUCUACCAGCGCCACAAAACAGGGGAUUGAAACCAGAUGUACUGCCCGCAGAGGGUGUAGCAUUGCUCCUUACGAGACAUCUCUUCAACAAUUACAGGAUAUUGCGCGGCCAGGAUACCACCAAGAAGGAGGCCAGCCCUCCAGCCGCAUUCAGUUUCCUAUCCACAUUGUCUCACGGUUUUCUCUCGCCGUUGUGGCACAGCAGGUACAGGCUGACUCUCCCCAUCGCCAAUACCUUAUUCCUGAAUGGACAACAACACACGAUGGUCAGUGAUCAAUGGGCAGUUCCUGUUGGAUAUGUGGAGACCAAGCCACUGGUUCAAAGCACGGAAAAGUUGAGUCACGUUGUUGUGAACCUGAGCUACGGACCCGAAACGUUGCUUGACGGCCACAUCCCUCUUCAACCCUUGACGCUAGAGCGCGAGAUUACCCAAUGUAUGGGCAAUAUAUUGACCAAGAUUGAGGUCAAUGGAGCGUCCGUCCCUGCGUCUCAAGAGCUUGAGUCGGCCGUGGCAAAAUUUGUGGCCUCCCGUCCGGAUCAUGGGUCGGUGGCUGUCUAUGCCUUGAUUCGACCUCCCCAUAUCGACGAAGAGUCCAAAGCCGUCCAGCAGCUGGCGGAUGACGGGAAAAUCUCGCUGGUCACUUCAGCACUUUUGCGUGGAGCAAAGCUCCACAAGGUAACUGGCGGCGGUGGUGGCUGGGGCGAGAAAGCAGGGCUCUUAUCACUAGAAGCCGCUGACACUCUGUGGCCUGUUACGCAACCAACAAUGCAAUUUCCUGCUUUGGAGGAUGAUGGCUCGACGACCAGCAUGCCGAAGCCUUAUGAGAUCAUUGAGAAAGGAAGCACCGUUGAGUUCUUUGUGCACACAGGGACAGACCCAUCGGAGAAGACGGCAUGUCUUGCUGAGCCCGAAGAGGCCGCCGUGCAGCAAGGUCGGUCCACCACUUGGGCUCUUGGCACAACGUCUGGCCCAGAGGUUCUCACUCGGCCGGUAGAUUUGGAAGUCAAUGCCGAUCACUCCCCUGGUGUCAGGUUCUUGCCAGACUACUUUGGAAUGUUGACUUAUGGUAAUUUGGCACUUAAGGGUACCAAAUUGCCGAGAAAGGAGAAAACUUCUCUUGAGGACAUGACUCUGAAAAAGUGGAGGACUCGAAUCGACGUGCCUGGUUCGCACUUCAUCUUGGAGGCCAGGCCUGAAUACUAUCGUCAAGCAAUGGCCCGUAAGGAGGCCGCCAGAAGUCGAGGGCGGACGAGGAGAUUUUCUCAAGACCAUUGA
Molecule: messenger RNA, 1530 nt
Organism: Exophiala spinifera
Lineage: Eukaryota; Fungi; Ascomycota; Eurotiomycetes; Chaetothyriales; Herpotrichiellaceae
Exons: 1
Coding region: 1-1530 (509 amino acids)
Source: RefSeq, a predicted model, not a curated record